Coniophora puteana RWD-64-598 SS2 is the source of this 633-nucleotide messenger RNA. RefSeq lists its product as uncharacterized. Lineage: Eukaryota; Fungi; Basidiomycota; Agaricomycetes; Boletales; Coniophoraceae. The record is from RefSeq and is a predicted model, not a curated record. The transcript has a single exon. The coding region runs from base 1 to 633 and encodes 210 amino acids.
AUGCGACUCGACGACGUCUCAUCGCUUGAUCGCAUCGAAAACCCGCAGCUCGCCAUGGGUCUUUUUCACAAGCAACUCAACCUAGGCUGGCAAAAUAUGGACGUCCACAAACACUCUGUCGACACUCCUGGUAGCUUCGCAUGGACGAUCUCAAUCCUCGGACUCAAGAGACUUCACGGGGAGAAGCCGGACUAUCAGACGAUGGUCCAGCUGUUUAAUACGGUGCUACAGGCUAAUGUGCUAGUCUACUGGGAGAUUGUCACCGGUAAAUCACUCCAGCAGCUCGCAAAAGACAAGCCCAGCGCGUCGACUCUGCUCGAGAUGGCUCAGAAAAUUCAUACGCAGUUCUUCUGCCCUGGAAACCUUGCUGAGGGAGACGCUGCGGACGGACAGCUUCGUAAUAUUGUCUUUAUGAACAGAGACCUCAUGUAUUUCUUCGAGCUCGGCCAGGCGAUCUCAUCGGGCGACUUCGGACGGAUCGAACUCUUUCUAGGUACAUUUACUGAGUGUUUUGCUGGCGGUGGGCGCAGCAAUUAUGUUUCAGAGUGUCUACACCUCAUACAGCAUCUCAAGAAGAUCUGGACGCCCGAAUUCGCGUAUGUUUCUUUUAUUUCUCUCUGUAUGAUGUUCUAA